Messenger RNA from Diprion similis, 1486 nucleotides. RefSeq names its product serine/threonine/tyrosine-interacting protein-like. Gene Ontology annotation, molecular function: protein tyrosine/serine/threonine phosphatase activity; F-box domain binding. The transcript has 5 exons. The record is from RefSeq and is a predicted model, not a curated record. NCBI's taxonomy places the organism in Eukaryota, Metazoa, Arthropoda, Insecta, Hymenoptera, Diprionidae. The coding region runs from base 159 to 848 and encodes 229 amino acids. Gene Ontology annotation, cellular component: cytoplasm; nucleoplasm. Gene Ontology annotation, biological process: protein dephosphorylation; regulation of ERK1 and ERK2 cascade; negative regulation of SCF-dependent proteasomal ubiquitin-dependent catabolic process.
CAUACGGCGGAGCAGGACAAGAGCGAAAUCAUAUUUACUCUUGUACGGCGCUGUUGAUUGAGAUGACAGCGAGUUAAUUACAUAAACUAAAACGAUGAAACAUUUCAGAAUGUCUUUCAAACCGGUUGUAUAGUAAAAACCACUCAUUAUCGACUGUUAUGUCAACCACGAAAACUGACCGGGAGCAGAGCCUUGAAGGAGCUAGUGAAACUGCCCACGAUGAAUACCCUCGAAUUCCAAUUGACUCGAUGGCCCCUCCUGAAGAAUGGACUUACACAAUGCGACGGAGAAUGCAGGAGGUGCUUCCUGGUCUUUAUCUCGGCCCUUAUAGCGCCGCGAGCCCUUCAAAAUUAGAAUCGUUGCUGGAACAUGGCAUAACACACAUAGUUUGCGUGCGUCAAGAUAUUGAAGCACAUUUCGUAAAGCCCAACUUUCCUGAUAGAUUUCAGUAUCUUGUACUGGAUAUAGCUGACACAGCUCACGAAAAUAUAAUACAACACUUUCAGAAGGUAAAAAUCUAUAUAGAUGAUGCUCUGAGUUCCGGUGGUCGGGUUUUGGUACAUGGCAAUGCAGGAAUAUCCAGAUCCGCAGCAUUGGUAUUAGCCUACAUGAUGGAGACUUAUGGAUUAACGCAGCAAAGAGCCUUCGAAAUAGUACAAAAGCGAAGAUAUUGCAUCGUUCCGAAUGAAGGGUUCAUGGCACAAUUGAAAGAAUUUGAGCCUAUUUAUCAGGCACAGAAAACUCUCAGACACGGACAGCAGAGUUCAGCAAGACAGAGGAGCAAACGUACUAUUCACCAAAUGGACACUGAACAAACGGACGAAUGCCCUGUCGCAAUGGAUAGUUGAUAUAAACUCUAAAAGUAUCAAAAUUACUACAAUAAGACUUGAUUAAAACCUAGGAAGACAAAAAUAACCCAAUAUUUACCUCCGUAUUGUGGUACGGAAUUGAGUUCUGGUUAUGAAACAAGCCAAACGAUGUUCUGGUCAAAACGCAACGUACUCACAAAUUCCUCAAAAAAUAAUCCUCAUUUGAUAUCAAACGUUGAAAUGACAUAUACGGGGCAACGGUUUUUAACAUUAAUGACUGCAAUAAAAUAAUUCCACGCAUAAUAUUAAUUAAUGACUAAAAAUUACAAAACCUAAAAUGGGCGAUGAUAUUUUGUUAUAGUAGGUAUAUAGUAGCGUCGAGUACUCCUCCGGUGUUGCUUACCUUAUGUAUUCGCCAGCUUCAAUAUCAAAUAUAUACCUUACAUAGAAAAUAGGACCAGAAUCUACUGCUAGAAAUGAUGUUUACGUUAAUGCUGGUAUUUUUUCCCUGGUCUAUAAUCGCACCUGAAUAUUUGUAUUUAGAAACUGAAUUUAUUUGAUUAGAUAACUUUAAGCUAAAUAACGCCACCUUAUGUAUUCUAUGUUUUAUUUAUUGAUCGUUGAAGUUUAUUUCUAUAUGUAAUGAAUCAUACAUAACAGAAAUAAAUAUAAUAUUU